Molecule: messenger RNA, 5512 nt
Organism: Porites lobata
Lineage: Eukaryota; Metazoa; Cnidaria; Anthozoa; Scleractinia; Poritidae
Source: the annotation of a GenBank genome assembly
AUGUCUGAACCAACUCAAGACGAAAUGGAUGGUAACUAUGUGAUUUCAUUAAUUUUCUCUUCAAUUUAUCGAAGUGAGUUUUUUGGAAUGUAAUUUUUACCUUAUUCGUAGAAUACCGAGAUGCGUUCGCCCUGUUUGACGAGCAAGGAGACGGUAAAAUAGACUGCAACCAGAUCGGAAAGUUGCUACGCUCGUUAAAUCUUAACCCCGAAGAUGAAGAUAUUCGCAAGAUUGAAAAAGAUGUCGGUAAGUCAUAAGUCCGUUUUACUUAUCAACCUGACUUGGUAUGCGCUUCAGCAGUGCUCUUCAAGUACGUAGCACUUCUCAGGAUUAAUAUUUUGGGGAUCUUCAUACUACAUCAACAUUCACUCUUUUUGUAGUAGCGCCAGCGAUGCCGGAUUAAAAUAUGACAAUUGCAAAACUAGUUAAUAAUUUCGUAUAGCCGAUCCAUUUAAUCUCUCUUCUCGUGUAAAGAUAAAUUUUGGUUAGCUAUCUACUGUAGAUCAGACAAAUGGGAAAUAGGUUUGAGCUACUGCGAUUGUACAAGAGACGCUCAGACAGAGGCUCAGCCAGGGUUAUUCUAUAUGUUUAUACUGCCUAGUUUCCUUCCUGUGUCAAAGGAUUUAAAGGUCUUUUUAAAUGUUUCAAUCAAGUUAUUUCGCAACAAACUUUCUUAUAUUGUCACGCAAAGAUAUCAGUCGGUAAAAUACGUUUGUGAUCAUAUAUUGGACCGUGAGCGUAAACCGAAAAAUCGUUGAGGCAUUUUUGUAGCCAGCAAAAAGACACAACUAUUCUUUGAAAUGUGGUUUUAAAAUAACAAAUGAAGACAAAAAAGCCAUCAAAUGCACAAUGGGUGUGUUGUUAUUUUGGUAAUAUGUACAUCUGUGGACUUCUACAGAAGAUCAAUCAUUUUGAUUUACUUUUCAGAGUAAGGUUAAAGUUAUCAUAACUUUGCCUAAUUCCUUCACGCUGAUGAGCACCAACGUUCGCUUAAUUGAACAUGUAGUAAAACAAAUCGCCAAAAUAAAAAAAAAAGGAUUGCUCGCUUAUGUAGCAUGAUGUAGAAGACAAAUAAUUUCAGAGAUUAUGUUUCAUACACGACACAAGAAAAUAAGGUUUUCUGGUAUUAAGUUGUACUGCCCGAAUUUAAAUUAUUAAGACUCUGCCUCCGGGCAUCGAUAGUGCAAAUUAGAAGGAUGAUCAUUAAAACAGCCAUUGUUUAAAACUGGCAGUAAUUUGUUAUAACCUGCUGUAAAAUCUUAUCUUUCACAAUUGAUUGCUUUUGGUAAGGUCUCCAUUGAAAACGUAUCAGUGUUUCUCUUUUGUUGUAGACAUUCAAGCCUCCAAGGAGAGAACACCUAAAAAUGAGUAAACAACUUUGUAUAGUCUGGCUAUUUUUAAGGAGGCUGCCAGUCGUACCCCUUCAGUAAUUUCAUACUAAUCGCCUUAAUUGAUUUGCGGCGUAAUCUUGAAAUUAUCUCGCAUACAGGGCAAAAUUUAAGCAGGCAGAAUGAUUUCGUACAAAGUAAGCCUUGUACUUUGCUUUAAACAACUGUUAAACUACCUUGUUAUUUUUUCACUGAUGGAAUGUAACCUUUGCCUACUCGUCGGGUUGGAACCGAAAGAAAAUAUAUCUCUGUCAUCAGGAUCAUUUUUGUUGAUGUAGUUUGUUAUGUUUCCUCGCAUAUUUGGCGUGUUCGCUUGCAGGGCUAUCGCUCCUGGUUCUUAGUAACAGGAAGAAGGCUCAACGUGAAAAGCGAAACUUCCCGUUUAAAACAUUGCGCCGAGACUCGGUUCUAGGCAAAGUCAUUGACGAUUUCCAUACCUUUAAUAAUUUAACGCGAACAUAAGAUUCCACGCAAAAAACGUUGACGAAGAUGUAUUUGUACAUAGACUGCAAAACAGUCCGUAUUUUUGCGUAUUCAAGUACGCGCGAGCAGUCAAACAAAUAGGCCUGGAACGAGGCUGAAAACAGAGAGCGAGCCCUAUGGGCGUGUGAGGCUCGCGCGCUUCGUGCGCGUAAGACUCUCGAUUUCUUAACUGAUUUGGGGGAAAAACCGACGGUUUUGCAAUCGUAUUUGCACAUAGAGAAAGUUGAAAAACUGGACUGUGAUCAUUUAGCAUUGAAAGAAGUUUAAGUUCCUUUUCUUUUCAGGAAAUCGGCGCGUUUCGUUUGAAGAGUUCCUGCCUAUCUUUAUGAAGGAGAAAAAGAACAACAGAGAAGUAUCUGUACAGGAGUUUAUAGACACUCUGAACGUGUUCGAUAAGGACGGCGCCGGCAAAGUAUCAUCCGGGGAACUUCGUCACGUGCUAACGGCAUUGGGUAAGUACGUACCGUAUUUUAUUCGAUUAAACGCCGCAGCGUUUUUAUUAAAUUUCUAACGUUUCCAAUACGGCGUUUAUUCAAGGGCGGCUUUUAUUUCGAAAUCACUUUUUUUUUAAAUCACUGACAACAGUUAUUGUAAAUCGUUUUUAAAUAUUAUGUAUUUUAAAGGUUCCAGUGUCUCCCUUAUUUUGCUAAGAUAGAAUCGUAAAUGUCUGGAUGGUUAAAAGUACCAAGUUGUACCGAGGUUUUUCUUAUUAUCCUCGAGUAAACGCUGCCCUGACUUCUUCUGAUUAGGUGCGGCGUUUAUUGGAGGGCGGCGUCUAUUGGUAAUUUUGCUUCCAUCUGCGGCGUUUGAUCGAGGGUGGCGUUUAUUCGAGGGCCGCGUUUAAUCGAAUAAAUACGGUAUGGCGCGAAGAUAUGGGCCUCGUAAUGUAAACAAGGCGCUCCCAUAGCCACGUAUGGCGUAUAUUUGUGUUGAAAUUUUUUUUUUGGUUUAAAUGUAUUUUUCUUUGUUUCAAACUUAUUAUUAGACAUUACCUGAAGACAGAAGAGAAAGAAAAGCCGAACAUAAACUUGGCCUUUGCCGUGUAAACAGAGCCUUCCUUCUUUCAGUUUAGCUAAAAAUUGUUCGGAAAUAUUUCCCGGCGCUGGUUUACGAUCAAGGACUGUAUCUUUCUAUUCCACUAAAUGCGUUUAUUCUCUCUCAAGUUGCGUUCAAUGUUACAGUCUCAAUGUUUUUUCCAUUCUAAACUAGAGCUCUAAAUACAUCAAUGACUUAUACUUUGACAAAAGAGAAAUAGAAUAAUGCCGCAGCUAAUUCUCGGCUCGCUAAACCCUAUUGUAAUUCGUAGCUCUCAAUCUAGCCAAAAUUGUUCUUUGUUUCCCUUAAAUCAGCACGUGAUCUGAUAUUAUCUAUGCAACCCGUAAGUCAGUGUCACACAGUGAAAAAAAUCAUCGACAUUCAGUACUCGAGUAUUGUUCGCAGAGGUUCAAUUCAUUUCUAAUUUACGAGGGGGCAGUAACUAAAGGUCCCAGUCCCCAGGGUAUUAGAGUCACAUUCGCCACGUUGGACACUAGAAGAGACUGGUACGAGUUAACUUUCGCAAAGACUUCUGGGACUCUUGCUAGGGACCGGGCGAACAAUAAGCAAAUAGUGUCCCCGGUAACGAUCCCAGAAACAAUGGCGGGGUUCCAGUCCCCCGCCCCCACUCGUUUCUAAAGUGGCCAAUUAGAUUCUUGUGGACAAAUGAUUGAAAUGACGAACUAAGACCACCUCGUCCCCAUCGCUCUUUUUUGGAAAAAGCCCUGGGGAUCUCAUCGCGGGCAAAUUAGGAAAUUUGAAAAAGUUAAGCACAGUACUUUUAUUGUCCACAGUUUGAUAAAAAACUUCUACGUGUUUGAAACUGAUACUUUCGGCGCCAAUUGUGAACAUAAUCUUCACGGGCGUGAAGUGCUUUUUACCGAAUGUAAUGAAUUAAAUCCCAAGUAACAAUCCCAGAAACAAUUGCGGGACGCAUUUCGGCUCCAGUUCCCUUUUCUUGUUUCUAAAGCGGGCGAAUGCCUAAUAACACAAAACAAAAAAUGCCUCAGACGUUCGACCGCGCUGAACCUGUGUAUGACUGAAACUAAGACUUGGACAUCUCACAGGGGACCCAAGUAAUAAGUACAGUAGUGAACAUACCAAUUUGAGCACUGAAGCAAACGUACCAACUCCGCGGUAUGGCCAGUACCUUACGCAUGCGCGCAACCAUAUCACCCCGGUAGUGGCAGCCAUGGACGCAUUCCGUGGGAGAACUGUUUUACGGUUCUCAACCAACACCUAACACUUGUCUACGGUGGAGCUGGCGCUUAAAGGAAUGCUUUGCAUUCGCCUCGGCAGUAAAAGGCCUCUGAGAAAGGCGCGCUUUGUUCUUACAGAGGUCCGAUGGCUUUGCCAUACAUAUGAGUUGCCAUGUGUACUUCAGUGCUUAACCCCCACCAUUGUACCACAUUCUUUUCUUGUUCUUGUAGGCAACAAGCUUAGAGAUCGCGAAGUCGAUGAGUUGUUCAGUGACGUCGGGGAGUACCACGGAUUUAUUCACACAGCAGGUAUUUGCCUAGUUUCAAACCGAGGAGGCUGGGUACGAGUAAGUUUUCCGAGGCGCUCUGGCGGCGGGGUGGGAAAAGGAAGGAGAACUUGCAACAACGUCUCUGGAAUUUGAAUUCCGCCUCCAAUUCCCUUGUGGCUCACCGUCGACGGAGCUCUCAGAUUUCCGCCAAUCAGCGCGAAGUGGAAACGGGCGCGAACAAAAAUUAAUAAUAAUAAUAAUAACGGUUUAAUAUCAGUACAUCCAUGGUAUGGCUCUUCGCCUGAUAUAAGAGUAAAAUAAGGAAAUUAAAAACAAAAAAACAAAAAUCUGAAUUAUGAAUUUGUAAAAAGCUAGGUAAUAUACAGUAAAAUGUAAUUAUACAAUAUAUACAUUAUUGAAAACUAGGCAAGAAAUUAUUCCGCUCUAUUUCGGCAGCGCUCCCUUAAAAUACCUAAUGUUUGCUUACUGAAGGAUUUAAAAUUAUAACAGCAUUUAACAUUGGAUGGCAGAGAAUUGAAGAGGGCUGCCGCGCUGUACUGAAAAGUGUCCGAGGCAUAGGGAAUAACUAGAUUUAUGGUACUUGAUGACCGUAAAUUUCUAGCAUGUCUUACUUGCUCAAGCGGAGGGUUUCUGGGCCAAUCAUGAGAGUAUAUAGCUUUGUGCGCUGCCUUUAGAACGUGCCAUUCUCUACGUUCUUUCAUAGGCAACCAGCCUAACUUAAGAAUAGAGUCAAUAUUGUUCACAUAGCGUCCAAAAACAAAACUGGCUGCCGCAAACUGGAUGCGCUGUAACCUUUUUAAAAGGCAAUCGGUAAAAAUUGAAAAACACGUGAAAGCACGCGCCAAGGGUAAUGGCGUCAUUACUAAUUUCAUCUCAGCCAUCAGCAUUGCGUACUCCUGCCAACAGAUAGCAAAACAGAUAGCAGACCAGCAAACAGAAGUCCCAGUGACAGCUUAUAAUGUUAACCGUUUUACUUUUCUUUUUAUCCCCAGAUUUCGUGAAAAUGGUCAUGUCCAACCCAUAGCCAACAAAGGAGACUCGUGUAUAAUGGCAGAUAUAUCAUUUUUUAAAAUACGGCAUUUACUCAAAACAGCGCCCUUGACUCUAACGCCUCGUC